This is a messenger RNA of Trifolium pratense (red clover), 2112 nucleotides long. RefSeq lists its product as uncharacterized. The transcript has a single exon. NCBI's taxonomy places the organism in Eukaryota, Viridiplantae, Streptophyta, Magnoliopsida, Fabales, Fabaceae. Bases 1 to 2112 code for a protein of 703 amino acids. The record is from RefSeq and is a predicted model, not a curated record.
AUGUCAAACUCUCCAAUCACUUCGCCGACCAAGAACAACGACGAACCACCACUAACACCCCCAAUCGACCCACUCUCGCAACAAAUCACCAUUGCUUAUCCCUUACAAACCGUGUUUCCAGAAGAAUCGACAACGAAGAAGGUCUCGUCGAGUAAGAAGGGGAGUCGAACACGCAAAUCAACUUCAUCCCCUGCUACAACGAAGGUUUCGAAUCAAAAGGGUAAGAAAUCGAAAUCUAAAUCUGUUUCCAAAUCUGUUCAUACAAUGCAUGAACUAUACAUUAAGAACUUAGAAGAACCAAAUGUUGAUGCUAGUGCUGGAGCAACUGUAAAUGAGAAAACAACCUCUCCGUUUGAUUUAAAGUCUGUUCCCUUAGGAUUAUCAAACCCUAGGUCUGCUGAGAAUUUGGGGAAAAAGGAUUUAGAGACCGCUGUUAGUGCUGAUGAUGAUAUUGGGGCUUAUUCUAAAGCCAAAUUUGACUCUGUGUUGGAAUUAAUUAAGAAAUUUUCCACUGAGCAGGAUGCUGCACAUCAUGCUACAGCAUCUACAGUGCCUGUUGAUUUUAAUAGUUCUUUGGUGGCUGAUUCUCCUGAGAGGAAUGUUGGUCCUGACAACACUCCUAACAAGACUGUCCCUAAUUCUACUGAUCCUAAUACUCCUAUUAUCCAUCCUGUGUCUGAUAAUGUGAUUGAUAAUACUCCUGAUGCUGAUCAUUUGUCUAAUGCUGCUGCUAAUGAUAAUCCUGGUGAUAGUCAUCAAGUUGUAAUUGAUGUUGACAACUUCAAUUCUGGUAUCAAUGUUGGUGAAAGACAACCUCCUGCCUCUAUGUCUAGGAGGUUAAGAAGUAGUGCUAGCAAAGAAAAAGAUGUUUCUGGUACCCCUGCCAAGACUCCACAAAAGAAGGCUACUGUUGUUGGUCCUAAGAAGCAGUGGAGUAAGGUUAUUGGACCCUCUGAGUCCAAGAAGAAAAGCCUGAAGAGAAAGGUUGUCUCCUCAAGUGAUUCAGACUUUGAGGAUGAUGCUGCAGCACCUAUUGCAGCAUCCUCACAGAAGGCUGCUAAGAAAAAGAAGACUGUGGAAGAUAUUCCUCCUGUUCCUAUUGAUAAUAUAUCCUUCCAUCGUGUAGAAAAUGCAGAAAGGUGGAAAAUUGUGGUUAACAGAAGAUUAGCUUUGGAAAGAAACUUGCAUGAAGACUUUCUUGAAUGUCAAGAGGUUAUGGACUUGAUCAAUAAGGCUGGGCUGCUGAAGACUGUGACUGGUCUUGGAAACUGUUAUGAGAAAUUGACCAGAGAAUUCUUGGUCAAUGUUACAGCUGAGUGUGGUAAUCCUCUGAGCUCUGAGUACUUGAAAGUUUUUGUUAGAGGAAGGUGUGUGGACUUCUCUCCAGCCAUCAUCAAUCAAAGUCUGGGAAGGAGUACUGAUCCCUCACCUGAGUUAGAAGUAUCUAUGAAAAAGAUCUGCAGCAUUCUCACAGGUGGUGGUAUGAAGACUUGGCCUAGGACUGGAAAGUUGCCUGCUGCAAAAUUGACUGCCAAAUAUGCACUUCUCAACAAAAUUGCAGCUUCUAACUGGGUCCCCACUACACAUUCCAACAGUGUAGCUACAGGUCUGGCAAAAUUUAUAUAUGCUGUAGGUACUGGUACAUGCUAUGAUUAUGGCACUCAUAUUUUUCAUGCUACAAUUCUCCAUGGCUCUUCUACUGCUGUAAAAAUGCCUAUAGCAUUUCCCACUCUGAUCUGUAGUAUUGUUUUGUCUCAACAUCCCGACAUCUGCACUAACUCUGAUGUGCCUGUCUCUAGACCUUCAGCUCUGACCAUGGAUUUUAGAUUAUUGGAAGGCAAACAUGUUGCAGACAUUGCUGCAGCAUCUGCAAAGACACCAGCUGUAGGAAUGACCAAGCAACAGAUGAUUGCUAAUCUCAAGGAGGUAGGUAAAAUGCUUGGUGAGAAGAAGGAGCUGGUAGAUGGUGUAAUCCAAGCCCUAGAGUUUGCUCAGCCACAGGCUAAUGAGGAUGGAGUUGGUCCUUCCCAUGAUGUUUCUCAUGAUGAUGAUCUUGCAGGUGGUGACACUGUAGAAGAGGAGAUGGCCUCUGAUGAAAGCCCCUCCAUAUGA